AAUGGUCUUUGAACGCCUAGAGCACGGCAACUCUUUCCAGAAUGUGGAAGAGUUCUUCGUGGCCCUCCACCAGACCUCACAGGAUUUGGACAUCAGUCCUGUGGUGAGGGACAUCAUGAUGAAUCGAACCUUCACUAUCAUCAGUCUUCAUUUUGCCGAAUUUGUGACCGGCGACUGGGCUUCCUGGUUCACGGUGAAACUGACGCCUCUCCUCCCCAGCUUGACUGCAGAGAUGCUCCACACAGCGACCGUACACACCGACUGCAACGGAUACCACAUCAUGGUUGUGGCUCUGAGCAGCGUCUUUGACCAGAUGACUUUGCUGAGACGGCAGGAGCUGGCCCCAGUCCUGUUGGGCUACCUGAAGCAGAGACACGCCUCGGGCUCACCUUGUGGGUCCGACACAAGCAGCCUCAGUGCUUGGCUGGAGGAGAGCUUUGGCAAAUUCUCCAUCUAUGUGGAUUACAACGACCUGCGUGAGAUCAAUGCAGGCUUUGGCAGCUUUGAGGCGCUGGACAUUCUGAGCUCUUCUCAGGUCGCUCAACUGACGCUAGAGUCUGGAGCGCUGAACAGCGCGUCUCUGAUAAACAUGGUCUUUGAACGGCUAGAGCACGGCAACUCUUUCCAGAAUGUGGAAGAGUUCUUCGUGGCCCUCCACCAGACCUCACAGGAUUUGGACAUCAGUCCUGUGGUGAGGGACAUCAUGAUGAAUCGAACCUUCACUAUCAUCAGUCUUCAUUUUGCCGAAUUUGUGACCGGCGACUGGGCUUCCUGGUUCACGGUGAAACUGACGCCUCUCCUUCCCAGCUUGACUGCAGAGAUGCUCCAGACAGCGACCGUACACACCGACUGCAACGGAUACCACAUCAUGGUUGUGGCUCUGAGCAGCGUCUUUGACCAGAUGACUUUGCUGAGACGGCAGGAGCUGGCCCCAGUCCUGUUGGGCUACCUGAAGCAGAGACACGCCUCGGGCUCACCUUGUGGGUCCGACACAAGCAGCCUCAGUGCUUGGCUGGAGGAGAGCUUUGGCAAAUUCUCCAUCUAUGUGGAUUACAACGACCUGCGUGAGAUCAAUGCAGGCUUUGGCAGCUUUGAGGCGCUGGACAUUCUGAGCUCUUCUCAGGUCGCUCAACUGACGCUAGAGUCUGGAGCGCUGAACAGCGCGUCUCUGAUAAACAUGGUCUUUGAACGGCUAGAGCACGGCAACUCUUUCCAGAAUGUGGAAGAGUUCUUCGUGGCCCUCCACCAGACCUCACAGGAUUUGGACAUCAGUCCUGUGGUGAGGGACAUCAUGAUGAAUCGAACCUUCACUAUCAUCAGUCUUCAUUUUGCCGAAUUUGUGACCGGCGACUGGGCUUCCUGGUUCACGGUGAAACUGACGCCUCUCCUUCCCAGCUUGACUGCAGAGAUGCUCCACACAGUAACGACCGUACACACCGACUGCAACGGAUACCACAUCAUGGUUGUGGCUCUGAGCAGCGUCUUUGACCAGAUGACUUUGCUGAGACGGCAGGAGCUGGCCCCAGUCCUGUUGGGCUACCUGAAGCAGAGACACGCCUCGGGCUCACCUUGUGGGUCCGACACAAGCAGCCUCAGUGCUUGGCUGGAGGAGAGCUUUGGCAAAUUCUCCAUCUAUGUGGAUUACAACGACCUGCGUGAGAUCAAUGCAGGCUUUGGCAGCUUUGAGGCGCUGGACAUUCUGAGCUCUUCUCAGGUCGCUCAACUGACGCUAGAGUCUGGAGCGCUGAACAGCGCGUCUCUGAUAAACAUGGUCUUUGAACGCCUAGAGCACGGCAACUCUUUCCAGAAUGUGGAAGAGUUCUUCGUGGCCCUCCACCAGACCUCACAGGAUUUGGACAUCAGUCCUGUGGUGAGGGACAUCAUGAUGAAUCGAACCUUCACUAUCAUCAGUCUUCAUUUUGCCGAAUUUGUGACCGGCGACUGGGCUUCCUGGUUCACGGUGAAACUGACGCCUCUCCUUCCCAGCUGGACUGCAGAGAUGCUCCAGACAGCGACCGUACACACCGACUGCAACGGAUACCACAUCAUGGUUGUGGCUCUGAGCAGCGUCUUUGACCAGAUGACUUUGCUGAGACGGCAGGAGCUGGCCCCAGUCCUGUUGGGCUACCUGAAGCAGAGACACGCCUCGGGCUCACCUUGUGGGUCCGACACAAGCAGCCUCAGUGCUUGGCUGGAGGAGAGCUUUGGCAAAUUCUCCAUCUAUGUGGAUUACAACGACCUGCGUGAGAUCAAUGCAGGCUUUGGCAGCUUUGAGGCGCUGGACAUUCUGAGCUCUUCUCAGGUCGCUCAACUGACGCUAGAGUCUGGAGCGCUGAACAGCGCGUCUCUGAUAAAAAUGGUCUUUGAACGCCUAGAGCACGGCAACUCUUUCCAGAAUGUGGAAGAGUUCUUCGUGGCCCUCCACCAGACCUCACAGGAUUUGGACAUCAGUCCUGUGGUGAGGGACAUCAUGAUGAAUCGAACCUUCACUAUCAUCAGUCUUCAUUUUGCCGAAUUUGUGACCGGCGACUGGGCUUCCUGGUUCACGGUGAAACUGACGCCUCUCCUUCCCAGCUGGACUGCAGAGAUGCUCCAGACAGCGACCGUACACGCCGAACGCUUGUAA
Cyprinus carpio (common carp) is the source of this 2626-nucleotide messenger RNA. RefSeq lists its product as uncharacterized. The transcript has 18 exons. The record is from RefSeq and is a predicted model, not a curated record. Lineage: Eukaryota; Metazoa; Chordata; Actinopteri; Cypriniformes; Cyprinidae. Bases 2 to 2626 code for a protein of 874 amino acids.